UCAUGUAUAUAAGACGGUCUUCCCACCUCACUCACAUCAAGUAGUCAGUUGAAUGUAACCCUCAUAUACCUUCCAUUUCAGCAAGAACUUUCUAAGCAGUUGAGAUACCUGCCGUCUACUCUUAAAAGUUUGAUAGUAUUUGAAGAUUCCUACCGUUUUUAUCCAAUUUUCCAGUCGCUCCAGCACUCAGCCAACCGUUUCCAGAAUCUGUUCACCCCUCGCGAAAUGCCCGAGGGGGUUUUGGCAGAGAAAAGCCUCGAUUUAGAACAUCUUGCCAUCACCUUCAUGGUUGAUGCCGAACGGAUCUUUCGAUGCUGUAACCCAGAAUAGACAUGGCAACACUUGCAAUCUGUGGCACUCACAUCGUAUCUCUUGCAUCUAGAGAACGAGCACGAUAUAGCACUCGAAGAUUUGUUACACGAAGCAGGGAACCUUGCACAGCAGAUGCCUAAGUUAUAUGCGUUUGUACUGUGGAAUGGUGGAAGGGGGCAUGCCUGCGUAUUUAUAUAUCACGUAGAGCGUGGAUCUGCUUCGGUCACUUGGCGCGGAACAUGGACUCUCCAGCUUAGUCCUAAGGUGGUCAAAUCAUGGCAGCUUGCUGCCAGGAAGCUGCUUCGUCGUGUAAUCCACCUCCCAAAGAAUUCCGAGGACGUUCAGCAGUCCCUCCGUGAUCCCAGAGGUGCAAAUUAUCUGACAAUCCGUUCUCCUGGAGAUGCAAUUUACUACCUACAACUGCCCUGCCAGGUCGUUGAGCCCAAGUCGCUUUGGCAAAUGAGGAGAGAAGGACGUAUUACAAAGUUUUAAUCGCAUUAUAUAUGGCGGUCUUUUACUCGGUUCUUUCAGAGUACGUCGUCGAGCAUCAACCCGGUCUCUGCGCUUCAGGGUCGAUAGAUGGCAGGGCUCAUGGGAAGAGACUUUUCCCCGACGCGCACGUUCUUCUCCUAUUGGUUACUGGUAGACAAAGUACUCUGCUUAUGCUAGCAUAACCAUGAGUACUGUCCCUGCGUUGCCAUGCGAAUGUCAAUUAUGCUUUAGUUUCUCCUGCUCUCCUGAUUUCCCUGGCUUUCUGUAAUUCCAAACACGCCAUAUGCAGCGAAGAAGAUAAUCACGGCUCUGGACACAGCCGGCCGACACUUGGUCUUAGGCCAAGACUUCAGCCGGACGCCGCGGCGUCUCCCGCACUAACACCAUCACCGACGCGGCCGGAGCCCAAGAAGCUGCCGCUUAGGACGGAUCCCACUUACAAGUAGCAGUAGGUCUGGAGGGCAACACCGAGACCGGGCGUCUCAGAAAGCGCUGGAGCGAGCCAGAAGGCGCCUGAGACAUAGGCUGCUUUACGGCACCGACAAUCGUGAGUUACU
This is a messenger RNA of Xylaria bambusicola, 1361 nucleotides long. RefSeq lists its product as uncharacterized. Bases 445 to 804 code for a protein of 119 amino acids. The transcript is spliced from 2 exons. The record is from RefSeq and is a predicted model, not a curated record. Lineage: Eukaryota; Fungi; Ascomycota; Sordariomycetes; Xylariales; Xylariaceae.